AUGUCUAAUGACGAGCUGCGACGACUGUCCAAGCAAGAACGGCAAGUGCGAAAUGUGAUGGACGUGAUGAAGGACUUCGUUCGAAACUACCAAGAGCACCUCGAUAAGCGAUCUUUGGCAGCACGAAUUCAGAAACUGGAUGAAAUCUACGACUUAUUCUGUGAAGUUCGAAUGCGCAUCGACCUGAUAUUGGAGGAUACAGACUUUGACGAAGAUUUCGUGGAUGCUGAUGAAUCUGAAGAAGAUCAUGCGGUUAGGACGGCGAGAACGAAGGCAAAGAAGGUGAAAGAGAAUGAAAAGGUUCUGAAAGAUUUCAUCAACGAGUACUUCGCAAUAAAGCAAUCGAUGCAAGGUCUAAUGAUUCCCUCCGGAUCGAGUUCUAGUGUGGUGCCUGUCGAAUCAACCAACCAGCAGGGCUCUUCUCUAUCAAUGAUGCGUGUAAAACUCCCAGAGCUGAAGCUUCCAACAUUCGGUGGACACUUGAGAGAUUGGAUCACCUUCAGGGACACAUUUAAGAAUCUGAUUUCAGACAACGCACAGCUCACUGAGAUUGACAAGUUCACCUACCUUCGCACGUCGUUGUCAGGGGAAGCUCUGCAAGAAAUUGGAUCGAUAGAACUGUCAGUGGCGAACUAUUCGAUAGCUUGGAAGUCGUUGGAGUCCCGGUAUGAAAACAAAAAACUUCUUGUAAAAUCUCAUCUCGACGCGCUGUUAUCGAUCGAACCUAUGGAAAGGGAGAGUUUUGAAUCCUUGAACCAUGUGAUAAAUGAUUUCGAUAAGCAUUUGCAGAUGCUGCACAAGUUGGGUGAAAAUACCUUCGAAUGGAGUACAAUAUUGGCACAUAUACUAGCGAGUAAGCUGGACACAACAACACUACGCUUGUGGGAAACAGAACACCGAUCACGAGAAGUGCCCAGAUAUACCGCCAUGUUGGAGUUUCUUAAAAACCACUGUAUUGUUCUACAAUCCGUUACUCCCGAACGAUCCAGUUCCCAGCAACAUGAUUCCAAGAAGAAAUCACGGGCGUUCAAUAGCUAUGCGGGGUCAACUCAAAUAGCGUGUCCAUUCUGCGGCGAGCCUCAACAUCAAAGUUUCCAGUGUAAGAAGUUCAAAUCCAUGAAGAUGGAGGAGAGAAGAAACGCGGUGAAAACUGGUCGACUGUGCUUUAACUGUCUAUCUCGAGGUCACAUUUCCAAAUCAUGCUCUCGCAGUUCCUGUCGAUUGUGUGGACAACGACACCACACGAUGCUGCAUCAAGGUUCAACCCAGACUGGAAGCAAUUCAUCAGCUGCACAAUCGAAUAAGCUACCGCAAUCGCAGCCGAACUCGCAAAACCCACAUUCGACCCAGACACACUCAACCUCAUACACACAGAAACCAACACAAACUCUUCAACCACCACCCAAUCAACCCAACACAAAUUCCUUCUCAGUUGCUACUUCAAGUAGACAAGUUCAAACGCCACCCAAUACAGACACAACCACAAGCCACAACGCUGUCCUCUCCGCUAGUGAAACCAAGGCAUCACGAACGGUCUUGCUUGCAACCGCACUCGUGAUACUUGAAGACCAUUAUAGAAAUUCUACCCUAGCUAGAGCUUUGCUUGAUAGCGGCUCUCAGUUAUGUUUCAUAUCAGAAAAUCUGUCGCAGCAGCUUAGGUUCAAACGGUCUCGAGAAAUUCUUUCGAUAAGUGGAAUUGGACAAGCCACGAAGAAAUGUAAACAGUCUGUCGUUGCUCGUAUUCGAUCCCGAGUAUCUGGUUUUGUGGAGGAGGAGACUUUAUACGUGCUACCACAAGUCACUCAGGACCUUCCAACCACGAAGAUCAAUACUAGCAGUUUGGCACUUCCCCAAGGAGUGAUUUUAGCCGAUUCGAAUUACUUUGAGCCAGGAUCAAUCGAUAUAAUAAUCGGGGCUGGAUUAUUUUUCGACGUGUUGACAGCGGAUAAAUUUAAGCUCGGAGAAGACGGUCCUGCUAUGCAAAAUACAGAGUUCGGAUGGAUAAUCUGUGGUAGAAUUCCAAAUCUAUCGAACCAUUUCAGGCCAGUGGUAGCAAGUGCAUGUAGCGAACGAGUUGAUGACUUGUUAACCAAAUUCUGGGAGCUAGAAACCUGCCGUUCUAAUAGUAUCCAUUCCGUUGAGGAAUCCGCCUGUGAAGUCUACUUCGACCGCACAACUGUGCGUGAUUCGAGGAGUCUACAACGCAGCAGUACUAUAUUCCACAUCAUUGUGUACUCAAACCUGACAGUACGACCACCAAGUUGCGCGUGGUGUUCGAUGCGUCGUGCUCGACUAGUAGCGGAAUUUCCUUAA
Molecule: messenger RNA, 2313 nt
Organism: Topomyia yanbarensis
Lineage: Eukaryota; Metazoa; Arthropoda; Insecta; Diptera; Culicidae
Exons: 1
Coding region: 1-2313 (770 amino acids)
Molecular function (GO): nucleic acid binding; zinc ion binding
Source: RefSeq, a predicted model, not a curated record